Molecule: messenger RNA, 2528 nt
Organism: Elaeis guineensis (African oil palm)
Lineage: Eukaryota; Viridiplantae; Streptophyta; Magnoliopsida; Arecales; Arecaceae
Product: cyclin-T1-3
Biological process (GO): regulation of transcription by RNA polymerase II
Molecular function (GO): cyclin-dependent protein serine/threonine kinase regulator activity
Source: RefSeq, a predicted model, not a curated record
UUAGAUAAAAAAUCGCGCAGGGGAAAAGGGUGUGGCCGAGCCCCCUUUUAGCUCUAACACUCUCCCGAUCUCGAUCCCUUUGGUUUUCUAGGGUUUCGUUCGACCGCCUCCUCUUCAAUUCCGUCCACCAAAUCUUUUCGCGAGGGUUUCGAUCGGAAGGCAGAGGACAUCGGCUUGAGCGGCGGGUCGAUCUUCUUUUGAGCAAGGAAACUGCUCUUGCUUUCAUUAACAUGACCAGUUUACAUUGUUAAACAUACUAUAGAGCAAGUCAAGUCAACAUUUUCAGUGUAUAAUUGGUGAACAAAAUCCAUAUGGCUGGCAUAUUACCUGGAGACUCCUCACAACAUGGAAUGGUGGAAAGUAGUCCCUAUAGGUUAUCUCAUGACAGGCGUGAGGAACUUAAUCAUACUGGUUCCACUUGGUAUUUUAGUCGGAAGGAAAUUGAAGAAAACUCACCAUCUAGGAGAGAUGGCAUUGAUCUGAAGAAAGAGACAUAUCUUCGCAAGUCGUACUGCACAUUUCUGCAGGAUUUGGGCAUGAGACUCAAAGUACCUCAAGUGACAAUAGCCACUGCAAUUGUAUUUUGUCAUCGUUUUUUCCUUCGCCAGUCUCAUGCAAAAAAUGAUAGGAGGACCAUUGCUACUGUUUGCAUGUUCUUGGCUGGAAAGGUCGAAGAAACCCCUCGGCCUUUAAAGGAUGUUAUUCUUGUUUCUUAUGAAAUUAUCCAUAAGAAGGAUCCUGCUGCUGUCCAAAGAAUCAAACAGAGGGAAGUAUAUGAGCAACAGAAAGAACUUAUUUUAAUUGGAGAACGGCUGGUACUUGCAACUCUUGGUUUUGAUCUGAAUGUGCAUCAUCCAUAUAAACCCCUCGUUGAAGCAAUAAAGAAGUUUAAGGUUGCUCAAAAUGCCCUUGCACAAGUUGCUUGGAAUUUUGUCAAUGAUGGGCUACGUACUUCGCUCUGCCUGCAAUUCAAGCCCCACCAUAUUGCGGCUGGUGCCAUCUUCCUGGCUGCCAAGUUUCUGAAAGUGAAGCUUCCGUCUGAUGGUGAGAAGGUUUGGUGGCAGGAAUUUGAUGUUACCCCACGGCAGUUGGAAGAGGUUAGCAAUCAAAUGCUGGAACUGUAUGAACAAAACCGUGUGACGCAGGCACCAUCCCAUGGGAGUGAAGCUGAAGGGAGCUCUGUCAGUGGGGCCAAUUUCCAGACUUCAGCAAAAGCUCCAGCUUCUACGGAGGAGUCCCCUUCACAAAAUGGUUUCUGUCAGCCAACAAAAACUGCUGGCAUGCAGAGUGCUGCCCUGACAAGCUCAUUGGCUCGCCCUGUGCCUGAUCAGUUGCACCCUGAUAGGCAAAAUGGGCCCCAAAGGGUUUCGCAAAAUGAUAGCAAAGACCAUCGGAACAACAAGCAAAGAAGUGGCCUUCAUGACCAUAAAAUGGAACCUGGACCGAUGGAUCAUCGGUAUCAUGAUUCAGCGAAUAUGGCAGAAGCUGGAAACAGCAGGGCCAAUUAUGGGUCUGAACGUCCAGUAGAAGAGUCCAUGAUGUCUGUCACCAGUGGAACCACUGAGACAAAAGAUGGGAAAUUUACUGGCAGUGAAGGUCCCAAAGGUUACUCUCAAAUGGAUGCUAUAAACAAGAUAGACAAAGACAAGGUGAAAGCUGCUUUGGAGAAACGGAGAAAGUCCCGAGGUGAUGUUGCUAGGAAAAUGGAUCUGAUGGAUGAAGACGACCUCAUCGAGAGGGAGCUGGAACAUGGUGUUGAAUUGGCAGUUGAAGAUGAGAGGAUGAAGCAGGAGAGAAGGCAUGGCUGGUUAAAACCUUCCUACAGACAGGAGCCGCUGAAUCUCGAUCAUAUAACUGAGAAUGGAUUCCAUGGAGCUGAUAAGACGAAGAAGAAUGCAGAAGAAGGGGAGCUGUCACUGGAUAGCCAGGAGCUCCAUUCUCCAGAACCAAGGAACCCGAAGAGGAAAGCAGCGAGCCCAGGUAAACAGUUUGGGGGAAAGGAUGGGUUUGAUGUCUCACAUUAUCAUGCAUCCUCUGCAAAGCACCGAGUUACCAUUGACGAUUCAUAUGUGAUGGGUAGAUUUGAACGUGCUGAGAGAGAUCAUAAAAGGCUGAGGCAGGAAAAUCAGGUCUGAUGUUCGUAUGAUGGUGGAAGGGAUUGAAGUCGCAAGGUUUUCACUGCAUAAGAGAAAAUGCUGCUGGGCUGUUACAAUUUUUGCCCGUAUGCUGAUUUGUAUCAGGAUGCUGGAAUAUAAUUUCAUAGUCCAUGAAUAUUGCUUGUGCAGUUCGGACCAGCCGGAGAAACUACAAAAUUUGUACAGAAGUCUUGGAAACUCUCCUGUGCAAAUUUUGAUAAAUUUUAUUAAUGGUCACAGAGAUGUGCCUUUCUCUGUUGCUCUGUCAAUGGGAACCAAGAAGGGCAAAAGUUGUGAUAAGUAAAUAUCCAAUUUGGCAAAUCUUUAGUGAUGUUUUUCUAAUAUAUUUAUGAAAAAUGAAAUGCUACAAGGUCCAAAUUUCGUUUCAUGUUA